CUGGCACCGGCCGUGAGACUAAGGAAAGUAUCAGGCGGCGUUUGAGUUUCGGAGAGGCCGAAGCGUGCCGUGGUCGCCACCGAACUGGAAGUAGCUGUCGGAGUCAUCAUGAGUAGCGAUGGGGAAGCGGUUGUGCUCGUUGCUGCUGCAAGGACCCCGGUUGGAUCCUUCAAUGGUACGUUGUCUACCUUGCAUGCCCAUGAGCUUGGUUCUGUAGCUGUGAAGGAAGUCUUGAAGAGGGCAAAUGUCAAGCCUGAAGAAGUAUCUGAAGUUAUAUUUGGACAAGUCUUGGCAGCAGGUGCUGGUCAAAAUCCUGCUCGACAAGCCAGUGUUGGUGCAGGGAUUCCAUAUGAGGUACCAGCUUGGAGCUGCCAAAUGAUAUGUGGUUCGGGUCUAAAAGCUGUAUGCCUAGGAGCUCAGUCCAUUAUGACAGGAGAGUCCAGUGUUGUGGUGGCUGGAGGCAUGGAAAACAUGAGUAAGGCACCCCACAUCAUUCAUAUGCGCAAUGGCAUGAAGAUGGGAGAUGCCUGUUUGCAGGACAGUAUUACCCUAGAUGGUUUGACAGAUGCCUUUUACCACUACCACAUGGGUAUAACUGCUGAAAAUGUGGCCAAGCAAUGGAAAGUCAGUCGAGAGGAGCAAGACCAGCUGGCUUUAAACUCACAAUACAAGGCUGAAAAUGCUCAGAAGGCAGGCUUUUUUGAGAAAGAGAUUGUCCCUGUUCUUGUUCCUUCCAGAAAAGGUCCUAUUGAAGUUAAAGCAGAUGAGCACCCCCGCCAUGGUAGUAACUUAGAAGCAGUGGCAAAACUGAAGCCUGCCUUUUUGACUGAUGGAACAGGAACUGUGACUGCAGGAAAUGCUUCAGGUAUAAAUGAUGGUGCUGCAGCUGUAAUUCUCAUGAAAAAAGUAGAAGCACUAAGACGAGGUCUUACACCUUUGGCACAUAUUGUGUCUUGGGCGCAAGCAGGUGUAGACCCUUCUGUAAUGGGAAUGGGACCUGUCCCAGCCAUAAAGAAAGCGGUUGAAAAAGCAGGGUGGACAAUGGACCAAGUGGACUUGUUUGAAAUUAAUGAGGCCUUUGCUUCACUAGGUGUAGCAAUAACAAGGGAGCUAAAAUUGAACCCUGAAAAGGUUAAUGUUGAAGGUGGGGCUGUUGCCCUUGGUCAUCCCCUGGGAGCAUCUGGAUGUCGCAUCCUUGUUACUCUAGUGCAUGCACUGGAGCGAAGAGGGAAAAAGCGGGGAGUUGCUGCCUUGUGCAUAGGAGGAGGGAUGGGCAUAGCUAUGUGUGUAGAAAGAUAGCAAACCUUUCCUUAUUUCUGAACUAAUGUAUAUCAUGCCUUGAAUUCA
Heteronotia binoei (common prickly gecko) is the source of this 1347-nucleotide messenger RNA. RefSeq names its product acetyl-CoA acetyltransferase 2 (gene ACAT2). Lineage: Eukaryota; Metazoa; Chordata; Lepidosauria; Squamata; Gekkonidae. Gene Ontology annotation, molecular function: acetyl-CoA C-acetyltransferase activity. The record is from RefSeq and is a predicted model, not a curated record. Gene Ontology annotation, biological process: fatty acid beta-oxidation. Bases 109 to 1299 code for a protein of 396 amino acids. The transcript has 9 exons.